This is a messenger RNA of Acanthopagrus latus (yellowfin seabream), 3613 nucleotides long. RefSeq lists its product as uncharacterized. The record is from RefSeq and is a predicted model, not a curated record. Gene Ontology annotation, cellular component: external side of plasma membrane. The coding region runs from base 316 to 3171 and encodes 951 amino acids. Gene Ontology annotation, biological process: cell surface receptor signaling pathway; positive regulation of T cell proliferation; cellular response to lipopolysaccharide. The transcript is spliced from 11 exons. NCBI's taxonomy places the organism in Eukaryota, Metazoa, Chordata, Actinopteri, Spariformes, Sparidae.
GUGCUAAAGGAUUAUAAUGUGGCUGGUUUACUGUCGUGGAAGUGCCAAGUUCAGGUUGCUGGAACACGUCACAGACGUGAUGUUGUGUUGCUCCUCCAUGAUCAUGUUCUAUAAACUAUCUCAACGUUAAGUCAUCGGGGUCUCUGAGUCUUCUUCAUCUCAUCUAAACAGUCAAGCCAGCUGAAAUUCCACAACACUCUGCAGAUUGAUGAAGACGUUUGGUUCUUGUACAGAGAAUCAGCAGGACUGAAGGUUCAGCUUCCUGUCCGUCAGUCUGAAGCUGCUUCAUGCUCACACAAACUGGACCCCAAGAAGAUGAAGAUGUUUGUGGUGUUUGUGAUCCUCGUGCACGUUUCCCAGCAUGCCUCAGCUGUGGAGGUGUAUGAGGGAGACCCGUUUGUCCUGCUGCCCUGUGACUUCCUGACUUUUGAACUGGACGAGCCCUCAGUGGUGUGGAGCCGCUACGAUCUCAAUCCUUCAACCGUCCACCAGCGUCAGCAGGAAGGUGACGAACUUAAAGACCAAAACCAGCUUUACAGCAGCCGAACAUCCAUGAAGACUGACGCUCUGGAAACUGGAGACCUCAGCCUCAAUCUGACAAAACUCCACCUCUCUGACAGCGGCUCCUACACCUGCACCGUCAGGUGGUUCAGUAGGGGGAAACACAAAGAACGGAGAGUGAGGGACGUACAGCUGCAGGUCAAAGAACGAUUCCCAUCCUGGGCCAAAGCUCUCCUGGUUCUCCUGGUUCUCCUGAUUCUUGGACUUAUUGUUUCUGCAGCUCUUUUAGUACAUUUUAGACAGUAUUUCAUGUCAGUCUACCAGGUGGAGGUGGAUUCAGGGGCGGAGUCUGUCCAGCUGCCCUGCAAAACCACAGUUCACCUGCCCAAAGACGCUAAAGUGGAGUGGAGGGACAGAGACGAUAGGAAGCUCCAUGUGUAUCAGAACGGUUCUGACCAGCCUGAAGAACAGGACAGUGAAUACAGAGGUCGAACAGAGAUGAAGAGAAAACUGCUGGAACCUGGAGACCUCAGUCUGACCCUGAAGUUCCCCAGAGAAAGAGACAGUAACACCUACAUCUGCACCGUCUACAACAGGGAGGGACGCAGGCUGAUGGAGAAACAUGUGGUGCUGAAGGUCAGAGUCUACCAGGUGGAGGUGGAGGAGGGGGCGGAGUCUGUUCAGCUGCCCUGCAAAACCACAGUUCACCUGCCUAAAGAUGCUAAAGUGGAAUGGAGGGACAGAUACAUAAUCAACAGGAAGGUCCAUGUCUAUGAGAACGGCUCUGACCAACCUGAUCAACAGGACCAGGUAUACAAAGACCGAACAGAGAUGAAGAAAGACCUGCUGAAGACUGGAGACCUCAGUCUGACCCUGAUAAACCCAACAUACAGAGACACAGACAUCUACACCUGCACCGUCUACAACAGGAAGGAACACAUCCUGAUGGAGAAACAUGUGGAGCUGCAGGUCAAAGUCUACCAGGUGGAGGUGGAUUCAGGGGCGGAGUCUGUCCAGCUGCCCUGCAAAACCAUAGUUCAUCUGCCUGUAGACACUAAAGUGGUCUGGAGGGACGGAGACGACAGGAAGGUCCAUGUGUAUCAGAACAGUUCUGACCAGCCUGAAGAACAGUACAGUGAAUACAGAGGUCGAACAGAGAUGAAGAGAAACUUGCUGAAACCUGGAGACCUCAGUCUGACCCUGAAGUUCCCCAGAGAAAGAGACAGUAACACCUACACCUGCACCAUCUACAGGGAGGGACGCAGGCUGAUGAAGAAACAAGUGGAGCUGAAGGUCAAAGUCUACCAGGUGGAGGUGGAUUCAGGGGCGGAGUCUGUCCAGCUGCCCUGCAAAACCACAGUUCACCUGCCUAAAGAUGCUAAAGUGGAAUGGAGGGCCAGAUACAUAAUCAACAGGAAGGUCCAUGUGUAUGAGAACGGCUCUGACCAACCUGAUCAACAGGACCAGGUUUACAAAGACCGAACAGAGAUGAAGAAAGACCUGCUGAAGACUGGAGACCUCAGUCUGACCCUGAUAAACCCAACAUACAGAGACACAGACAUCUACACCUGCACCGUCUACAACAGGAAGGAACACAUCCUGAUGGAGAAACAUGUGGAGCUGCAGGUCAAAGUCUACCAGGUGGAGGUGGAUUCAGGGGCGGAGUCUGUCCAGCUGCCCUGCAAAACCACAGUUCGCCUGCCCGAAGAUGCUAAAGUGGUGUGGAGGGACAGAGACAACUGGAAGGUCCAUGUGUAUCAGAACGGUUCUGACCAGCCUGAAGAACAGGACAGAUAUUAUAGAGGUCGAACAGAGAUGAAGAGAAACCUGCUGGAACCUGGAGACCUCAGUCUGACCCUGAAAUACCCCACAGACUGGGACAGUGACACCUACACCUGCACCGUCUACAACAGGGAGGGACACAAACUGAUGAAGAAACAAGUGGAGCUGAAGGUCAAAGUCCACCAGGUGGAGGUGGAUUCAGGGGCGGAGUCUGUCCAGCUGCCCUGCAAAACCACAGUUCACCUGCCCGAAGACGCUAAAGUGGUGUGGAGAGACAGAUACUACAGGAAGCUCCAUGUGUAUCAGAACGGUUCUGACCAGCCUGAAGAACAGGACAGUCGUUACAGAGGUCGAACAGAGAUGAAGGGAAACCUGCUGGAACCUGGAGACCUCAGUCUGACCCUGAAACACCCCAGAGACUGGGACAGUAAGACCUACAUCUGCACCGUCUACAACAGGGAGGGACGCAAACUGAUGGAGAAACAAGUGGUGCUGAAGGUCAAAGACUGUCAGGUGGAGGUGGAGGAGGGGGAGGAGUCUGUCCAGCUGCCCUUCAGAACUACACCUGACCUGCCUGAGGACGCUACAGUGGAGUGGUACUGCUCAUACAGGACAGUCCACCUGUAUGAGAACAGAUCUGACCAGCCUGACAAACAGCACCAGGAUUACAAAGACCGAACAGAGAUGAAGAAAGACCUGCUGAAGACUGGAGACCUCAGUCUGACCCUGAAACACCCCAAAGAGACAGACACAGGAAAAUACUGGUGUAGAGUCAUCAACAAGGACAUGUGGAGAUGGAAAACAGUGGAGCUCAAAGUCAAAGGGAACAUCAGGAACAGAAGCAGCUCCACUGAUCCGACUCCUCUGAUGGCUGAUCAAUCUGAUUGAUCGGUCUGUUGGUCAAUCUUUGAUUAUUGAUCUGAUGAGACUUUGGAUCAGAGACUAAAUGGAGGUGAAGGAGCUGAUGGAGGACGGAUGAAGACAGGAGGACGCUUCAUCAGCUUCUUCUUCACUCUGACUCUCACACACAGUCUACACACUCACUAUUGAUGACUGUUGAUCAGUGAUGUCAGAGUGAUGUCAGAGUGAUGUCACAUGGUGGUUUAGAUCCUUUGAACUCUGACAGUAAAGUGUAAAUACAACCUCAGGUGUAGAGACAGCAGGUCUCUGCAGUAACAACAUGUAUCAUGACCUUUACAGAGUGUCUACACAUAGAAACACGUCACAUUUAACACUUUAACACCUUUUAAUGCCACUUUAUAUGGAAUUUAAGGGAAAUUCAAAAGUGAAAUACAUAUACACAUAUUGCAUAUACUAGUUAUUGCUGUAA